GAGACGAAGCCCCGCCCCCUGGCUCGCUCCCAGGCAGGUGAUAGGUGGCGGGAAGUAGCGAGCGGGUGGCGCGGUGAUUUCUGCAAGCUGUUGGAGAGGAGCUAGUAAACACAUGUAAGUCCUUUGGCUCGUUAGUUUCACACCGUCAGACGGGGAUGCGAAUCGCUUAGAGAACUUUUUCCCUUCCCUUCGUCAAGUCGUAUCCCGUGUGUUGGUGCAAGUCUCACAGGCCGGCUCUCCAUACAGUGUUCUAUUCUCUCCAUAUCUCCGACACUGGAUUGUUGUUGUCAGCUGUACGCCGUCUCUCCGCCCGUUGUCAGUGUGUGCGGCAGAGUGUAGUUGUGAGUGUGUCCCCUUCCUCUCCAACAGUUCCUAUCUCGUCUGGAGCCAGCACCGAUGUUAGAUUCUCCACUCAAGUGCGAGCUCCCACCAGAAAGCUGCGACUGUGGCCCUUUGAACCCCGACGCCAUGGCUUCACUGCCCUCCAUGGACAUCAACCAUCUCCUCACCGCUGUGGAUCAGGAUUUACAGCAACAACAAAACGACAACAACAACAAACACGCCAGCGGCAGCAGCAGCAACAGCGACAACAACCCGGAACGCCAUCUGAACGUGGUGCUGGAAGACCGGGAGUUAUGGGAGAAAUUCAAGGAGUUUACCAAUGAGAUGAUCGUCACCAAGAAUGGAAGG
Aplysia californica (California sea hare) is the source of this 690-nucleotide messenger RNA. RefSeq names its product T-box transcription factor T-like. NCBI's taxonomy places the organism in Eukaryota, Metazoa, Mollusca, Gastropoda, Aplysiida, Aplysiidae. Gene Ontology annotation, cellular component: nucleus. Gene Ontology annotation, biological process: mesoderm formation; regulation of transcription by RNA polymerase II; heart morphogenesis. Gene Ontology annotation, molecular function: RNA polymerase II cis-regulatory region sequence-specific DNA binding; DNA-binding transcription factor activity, RNA polymerase II-specific. The record is from RefSeq and is a predicted model, not a curated record.